AUGGGCUGUUCAAAUGCUCGUUUAUUGGUACAAACAUCAUUAUCCGAACAAAACGCAACCGCAAAUUUAAAUACGAAUAAUCCUCUCAAUCCAUUAUCGGCAACAGUAGCAUCAUCGAAUGAAACAUCACCAAUUGGUAUUGCUACUGAUACAAAUAAUGCAACAACACGAAUGCACUUAACAGGAGUUGAUCUUGUUGUUGAAAGAAAUGGAUCCUAUACACUUUUACUCACACCGAAAACUCAUAAAGAGUUAAUGCCCUACGUAUUGCGAAAAAAAAGAUUUCGGAUUCUCGUUGAUAAAUCCCGCUCAGAAGGAACGUCCACUGUUAAUGUACCAUUAGUAUCUUAUCAAUUAACAAAUAAAGAACCUACCAUGGAAAGUGAUAAAGACUUAAAAUUAAAUGAAAAAAAGUCUUACAAAAAACAAUCUAAAGAAAAAAUGGAAUCAACUAUUGAAUCUGUUCAACAAGUCGCUACAAAUGAACUUGAUAAAGUUAAAGCUCGAUUUAUUGGUGGUCGAAGUAUCGAUCGUGGUAAUCCAGAAGAUGAAAAUGAAAAUAUUCAAUCCGAUGACGAAGGUAUGAUUGAAGAAAUUGUGACAACAGUUGAAGAAGACAAGGAUCUUGAAUGUAAAGUUAAAAAGAAAAUUGAAACUAAAAAAACCGUGGCACAAGAUCCUGAAACACAUAAUACAAUAACAAAAGUUGUUAAAACUGAAGUCACUGAAAUAACUCGAACAAUAACAAUUAAUGAUCAACAUGAUCUUGAACGUGCUAAACGUGAAUUAGGCAUUGAUGAUGUUAGUAAAUUAUUAUCAUCUGCACAAGUCACUUAUAAUACACCAUCAACAUAUCAUACAUCGUCAUCAUCAUGGAUGGAUCAACCGCGUUCAAUACAAGUGCAAGAAAAAUAUUAUGAUCCUUCCAAUGAAAUAGUUACAUCAGGUGAUUUUCCAUCUGAUAGUCCAAUAAAACAACAAUCAUCAACAGUUGAUAUUCAUGACAAUGAAACUAAGCAAGAUCAAACAUUAGCUGAUGCAACAACCGUUGGACGUGGUCCCGUUGCUGAAACCUUAUCUUCUCCUUCCUUAUCAUCGUCAACACCACAACAACAAGAAAAAGCAACACUAUCAACCGGAACAACCGAAGAACAAAAACAAAAGAAAACAAAGAAAAAAAAAUCAAGUCUUAAUCUGUGUUCAUGUACUCGUAAUACAACAGCUGAUUAUGAUGAAGUGCAACGAAAACAAAAAGCAGCAACUAUAAUUGAACAGAAAUCGAAACAGAAAAAGAAAGCAUCAGCAACAACAACAAAUGCUGUUGUUACAUCAACAAGUCUUGAAGCUGAAUCUAUUGUUCAAUCAUCAGAUCAAGGUGUAAAAUUAAUAUCCGAUGAUAUUAAACAAUUAAUUAAUGAUAAAAAAUCCUUAUUAAUUGAUUAUAUACAUUUAAAAGUAUUUUUACCCUCGAAAUUAUUUACAUCCAAUGAACAAGAUUUACAAGGAAGAAAAAUUUCAUCACAUAUUCUUGAUUUAUUAAAUCAUGAUCGUUGUUCAUCAUGGACAAAUUUACUUGAACAAGUAAAAACUGAAUAUUCCAAUAAAUUAUCAACUAGUGGAUUCAUUCAACCGAUGGUUAAAACAUAUGAAGAUUUGUUUACUUCUAAACAAUCGAAUUUAUUAAAUACAUUUUCAACAAUGCAUAAUGAAAAAGAUAUUAAAAAUCUUUCUGAUAAUAUUGAUUAUAUAACAAUUGUACAAACAUAUAUGAAUGAAAGAGAUGACCAAUCCAAUAUUGAUGUUAUUGCUAAACCAUUAGUUGAAAAUAUCGAAGAUACACUUGAACGUUUACAAAAUCAUGGUCAAUCCGAUGAGAAAGUAAUUGACAACGAUCACGAAAAACAACAAGCAUUAGCGCAUACAAAGAAGAUGGAUAUAACGGAUAAUAUGAAGAAAACUGAAUCAUUUUACAACGAAGAACAAUUAAUUAAAAUGCUUGCUGAUAUAUCAUUACAUAAACCUAUCACAUUAGCUGAAGCAAUCGCUUAUGAAUAUAUUGAUCUUGAUGAUCCAAAAUUAGGCUUGUCGACUAAUACAAUUCAACGUAUGAAAAGUUUAUUUCGUCCUACCACUGGCGAUAAUGAAUCAUCAUUGAAUUUAAUACGCAUUAAACGCUCAGGCGAAUACUUAACAGAUAUUAAUCUUAGUGAAAUACAUUCAUUCGAAAAAUUCAAUUUAUCACAACCAUUUAUUUAUCAAUUACAACAAUCAUUCGAGCCCACGCUUGAUUUAAGUGAAAAACAAUUUCGUUCAUUAACUGAAACUAUUUUAAAUAACAAAGAUGAAUAUUCAAAUUUACAAUUUGAGAUUGGACGAUUAUUGGUACCAGUUGAUGACAUGAAAGAAUCAUCAGCAAAUGAUUUCAGCCAAUCGGACUCCGGUUAUUCAAUGACAACAGCAACCUAUGAAAGUUUAGCUAGUAAAGUUAAAAAUGAAUUUGAAACAAUAAGUGAACCCAUAGCUGAUCAAAUCAAUGAAUCGGAUAAAGCUAUAGAUCAAAGUAAAUUGUCAAAUGAUAUACAUUUGGAUGGCAAACAUUCGAAUGAUAUCAUAACAGAAACAGUACAACAAACAAUAGAAAAUUUAUCAUCAGAACCAAUUGCAACCAGGGAUAAAACAUUAGCAAAACCGAUUCAUGUAAAAAAACGUAAAUCAACUGGUCUAUUUUCUUGUUUUGGAAAUAAAAAAGCAAAAUCUUCCAUAGACCAACCUAUAAUUAUGUCAUCAACGACUGUUGAUAAAGAUCCACAAAUAAAAACUUCUAUUGAAGAAAAAUCAGUCGUUGAUUAUACGGUCUUACCAGAUGGUAAACGUAUAUAUAUCGAUGUUUUUCGUAACCGUCCUGGCCUUGAUAUGUCAUACAAACCAAAUGAUUUCGAUACUCAAUUCGUCCUACCUCUUACAAAAUCUUCGAGUGACUAUGAACGAUCGUCAACAUCUGAAAAGACACAACUUCACUUAAUUGCAAACGAAGAAAAACCGAUUGUUUCUAUAGAAACACAGUUAAAAGCAACCGAACCAAUGAAUAUUCAAUCUGCAACAAAUGAAGAUAAAUUAGCAACAGUUGAAUCUAUUGUUGUUCAAACAAUAGUUAAUGAAGAAACAUCAAGAGUGCAACCAACUGAUCUUAAACUUGAAAUUACUGAACAUAAAUCAAUAGCACAUUUAGAACCACGACCACCAACAAUCGAACCAGUUGAUGUUCAAUAUGAAGCAACAUCAAUUGCUACUCCAUUAACUAAAAUUGCAGAAGCGCCUGUAUCAAAACCAAUUCUUAAUUUACAUGGCGCAGGUAUCGAUUUACCGGAAGUCGAACUAGUUAAGCCUGGACCAUUACCAACCAUUGUAAUUGCAACAAAAGACAAAACUAAUAAAGUGAAGAAAACACCUAAAGUGAAAAAUUCUUCUGGUGUCGGCUUAUGUGCAUCGUGUUUUGGUGCAAAGGCAGCCGAGAAAAAGAAAAAGGAAUCGAAAUCGGAAACUGUUCAAGCACCAAUCGAACAAAAGAAAACAACUGAACAAGAAAAAAUCGAUGGUACAUCAAAGACUCAAAUUUCACUAGAAUCAACAGCAGUACCAGUAUUACCAUCAACAUCGGACCAACAAGAUACUUCAACACCAGCUGAAGUUGCUCAAGAGCAAGAACAAAUCAUUAUAAAUCUUCCAAAAUUAGACGAUCACUUAGAUAUAACAAUUGAAAAGUUAGUACUAACGGAAGAGCCUCAUUAUCAAGAACCAUCGAGUGAGCUUGUGCCGAUAACACCGACAGAAAAUGAAUAUUCACUACCUGACGCUAAUACUUAUGACACUCCUCGUUUAACUGAAACACCAACUGUUGAAGUUGUGCAAAUAAAUACCGAAGAAAAGAUAGCUAUCAAUGAAAUAUCAACUGAAAUUCCAUCAAUAGAAAUUAAAACGUCUGUUAACGAUAUUAUUCCAACAGAAGUUAAACUUGAAUCCACGAUUAAAACAGCUGAAGCAAUGCCUAAUGUUGAAAUAGAUGAAUCAACGAAAAAAGGUUCAUACACAUUACCAACUAAGAAAUCAAAAACGAAAAAAGCUAAAGAACCCAAAGUAAAACCAGAAAAAGAACGAAAAGUGAAACCAGAAAAAGAAUCAAAGGCGAAGCCCGAAAAAGAGCCAAAAGUCAAGGUUGAAAAAGAACCAAAAGUUAAAACAGAACGGAAAUCAGGCUUAUUUUCAACAUUAUUCCGUCAUAGUGAUCGUAAGUCCAAUGUACCAGCUCUUAAAUUACCAUCUUAUGAACAAAAUUUAACAACAAAUGAAGAUACACAACAAAAAAAUUCUCAUGAUAUUGAUCCACUACAUGUGCCAAGUAUUGAUUUGCCAAAGCUUGAUGUUCCAUUACCAACAUACGAUCGACCAGAAGUUGAUAUGACAAGUGGACAACUUAAACAAUCAUCAGAAUUUUCAAUUCCAGUUGUUGAUUUACCACCAAUACCAAAUUUAAAUCUUCCUGAUACUAGUAAACCAACAAUUGAUUUAACUGUUGAUCCUUUAAAGGUUCCAAAUAUUGAAUUACCUGAACUUCAAUUAACAUUAAAUGAAAAAGAAAAUAUUAAACUACCUGAUAUUCGUGUGCAAAAUGAACAAGAAAAGUCACCAGCAGCUUCAUUAACAAUUGAUAUUAAAGAAUCACUGGAAACUGUACCUUUACCAACGAUUACCGAUGGUCUAGCAUUAACAUCACCUAUUAAUAAUAUCGUAUCUCUUCAAAGUGAUGAACAAAACUUUACUAUUGAUACUAAUUAUGAUAUCAAAACAGAUUCAGCAAUCCCAGAAUUACCGAAAUUACCUUUCGAAGAAAGUGAAGUCGCAAUUAAACCAGAAUUAUUAUCUAAUGAACAAAAGUAUACUAUUACCGAUACAUAUUUCGUUCAACCACCUGAAUUACCUGUACUUACUACUAAACAAACAAUAGAAGAUAUUAAAGUAUCAACGAAAGUUCCUGACUUUUCGUUUGAAAUUCCUUCAACAGAACCCCUUCCAGUCUUAUCGAAAGAUAUAACUUCAUCAUUGCCAUCAUUUGAAAAUGACGUACAAGUCGAUACAUCCAAAAUCGUCCCAGCUGUUGAAAUUUUAACUCAACCAAUAAAAUCAACGGAAAAACAAGUCAUCGAAUCGAAAGCUGACAUCAAAAAGAAGUCCUCAACACUUGCACUUUGCUCAUGUUUUGGUACUAAAUCUAAUGCAGUAAAAGAAAAACAAAAAGACAAAACAAAAACUAUUGCUGCACCUCAAACUAGUUUACCAGAAGUUGAUAUACCAAAUCCGUCAUCGAAUAUAUCUUCAACAUUGAAAACUAAAGGUUCAUUACGUGCACCAACUAACAAUUUGCCAGCAGUCGAUUUAACUUUACCAUCAGUAGAACCAAUUCGUUUACCGACAAUUCAAACUACUGAAAAGAAACGUCAAGCACCAAAAAAACCAACUAUCAAUGAAGAAAUAGUUGUAGCUGAACCAGUUUUAACAGUUCCCGAACUAGUCCUACCCACAACAACAGUGAAUGAUGUUGACAUACAACAAACGAUUGAAGUUAAAACUGAAGAAGUUUUAACUCAAGCAGUUGUUCUAGAAAAACAAAUUCCUGUUCAAACAUCUAAUAUUUCAUCGUUAGCUAUUGCAAAAGCAAUCGAUGAACAAAUCAAUGCUGAAAUUUCAUCAAGUGCUGUCGAUACAUCAUUAAUAGAGAACAUUAAACUUGAAUCAAUAGCUAUAACAUCUCCUAUUGAAAAACAAUCAGUAGAAGUAAAGGACAAACACGUCGACUCGAAAAAAGUUUCAUCAUUCGAAAUAAAAGCACCAGCAAUACAUAUUCCCGAACUUGAUUUAUCCGGUCUACCAAAAGCUGAUGCUUAUAAAAUAUCAAUAAAACAAGAAGAACCAUCACAAUCUCGUUCAGACAGCGGUCUUGAAGCAAUUGUCGCUUCACAUAUUCAUCCAUCAUCAACGUUCGAUACAAAUCAAACCAUUGAAAAUGGUAAUCAACAUCUAUCAACUAGUUCAGGUUUAGGUAGUGAAAUAGCCGAUACUAUUACAACAAAAGAUUUAACAUUACCCGAUAUUCAACAAGAAAAUCUAGCGACCGAAUCGAAAUCUGAUAUUUCUCUAUUGAAACAUGAUUUCACUCGUAAAAUAACCAUGAAUGAUGAACUACGUGCUAAAUUAUUAUUUCGAGAAAGUGACCUGAAGAAAAGUUUAGAAACUGAAAUAUCAAAAUCCAUUGUUGAUUUUGAUACAAAAAAAGACCAAAAAGCAUUAAAUAAAAUUCUUAAACAUGCAAUCGAUUUAGUGAAAGACAAAAAAGUCACAACAUAUCCAGAAUUAAAACAAAAAUUAAUCGUUGAACAUAAAAAUGAUGCUUUUAUUGUUGAUCCCGUUGUACGUUCACUUUAUUUUACUAUUGAAAACCAAGGUUUAGACAAUAUUGAUAAACCAGAAUUUCCAUUAGCAAUUCGUGAUAUGGUUCGUCAUUCAGCUAAGCAAGCAUUUGAUACAGUAAAACCAUCGGACAAAGUAACACGUGAACGUACUCCAAUAUCUCCAGAACAACCAACAACACGUUCGUGGUUAUCAUGUGGUCGUUCAAAGUCGAAACCAAAAGUUCCAUCAACAAAAACCACGACAGAAACAGCAGCAGUAGCAACACAAGUUGGUUUACUGGAUGAACGUCGUCGUACGCAAUUAAAUACUCAUCGUAAUGAAUUAGGUAAUAUUCUUCGUGAUCAUAUUCAAUCAAGUCAACCACCCAUACGGCAAUUUCCUGAACAUCCAAAAGAAACGGAUAAGAUAAUUCGUAAGAGUUUAAUACUCGUAAAUCAACCGAAAAUCGUUUCUUAUGAACAAAUUCGAAAUGAUUUAAAAACUGAAUAUAAACAAACAUUUUAUCUUGUUGAUCCACUAGUUGAUAUCAUGCGGGAUACAUUUGAUCAUUGUGAUAUUACACAAAUGAAUGAAAAAAUCAAUCUCGAUAUAUUAGAUUCAAAUAUAACUCAAACAGCUAAUCUAUAUAAUCAAGUAAAUAGUCAAGCAAAUCUAUUAACAACUCAAGAGCACAAUCUAUUAAAAUCCAAUCAAUUACAAUGGUUAAAUCAAUAUUUAAUUGAUAAUGAAUCGAAAGAUAAAAAAACAACAAAGAAACAAGCAAAAGAAUUGCAUAAAAUUUUAAAUCGUUCCUCAGAUUUACUGUCAUUGAAUGUAAUAUACACAUGGGAUGAAUUAAGUUCACAAUUAAGACGUGAAUUUCCCAAAGCACAUGAUCUAUGUGAUCGUUCAAUUGAAUUAGUGAAAAAAGCGCAAAAUGACGGUUUAUUAUUAUUACAACAAUCGCCUAAUUCAAAUCAACAAGAUGUAACAUCAAUAAAUGUUAUAACUGUCAAUGGAAAACGACGUACAUCAUCAUUAUUAACUGAUCGUGCAAAACAAAAUAUACACACAAAUCGUAAAAAAAUCAUUUCAUCGAUAACAACAUUAUUACAUGAUUAUAACAAACCAUUGUAUACCGAAAAUCAAAUUGAAACCUAUGUUAAUAAAACAUUUCAUCAUUUAGAAGAGAAAAAAAUUGGAGAAUUUAAAACUUAUAACGAUUUAAAAGAAAGAUUAAGAAAAGAUUUUAAUCAUAAUCAUGAAAAAUUAAUCGAACAAAUUGUCGAUGUUAUUGAACAAGCUCAUGCAACAAAUCAAUUCGAUGACAUUGACAAACCAGAAGUACAAACAUUACUGAAAGAUCGUUUAGAUGGAAAACCAUUAGUUAUUAAAGAAAUGUAUGUUUCAUUACCACCACGCGCUGGUGCUUAUGGAGCAUCCAAAUAUGGAAAUGAUGAUUCUUCACGAUAUUUAUCAACAUCAAUAAAUGGUGAUCAAACUAUGAAUAGUAGCACCUCGUCACAUCGUGUUGCUCGUGGUCUUAGUUGGCGUGAAGCAAAUGAACGUGCUCGAAUUUUAUUUUAUCGUGGUAAGCAUCCAGCUAUACAUUAUGAUGAGCAAGCGGCUGGUUUCGAUGUACGUAUGCUACUUGAAACAACGGCAGGUGGAACACAAGAAAUACCUGUUACAGACAGUGAUGUUCAUGAAUUAUUGAAUUCAUGUGGUGUUCAAUGGGAUGGUGUUAAUAUAAUUUCAUUAGUUGAUCAUAGUGACGAUGUUGUACGUGCUGCUGAACAAGCUGCAUUAAAAGUAAUACGUGAAAAAGGUCUUGUCGAUUUACGAACACCACCAUCAACAAGAAAUACGGAUGAAAAUGAUGAACCUUUAUCAUCAUAA
Rotaria socialis is the source of this 8343-nucleotide messenger RNA. Lineage: Eukaryota; Metazoa; Rotifera; Eurotatoria; Philodinida; Philodinidae. The record is from the annotation of a GenBank genome assembly.